AUGGCUGCGACGACGAAUCCCCUUCACGGGACACAAAACUCGUCCGACCUCCCCGUCUCCUCUCGAACCAUCACAAUUGCCGGCAUCCUCGUCGACGUCCAUGGCCUAGAUGAACUACCUGCGUCGCCGUCAUCGGUCGCCUGCCUAUGGCUUCUCAACCCCCGAUUGCAGACGAAAGAGACCAUGGCUCCGAUAGCCAGGCGAGUCAUCUCUACAUGGAACAAGCGCGUACAAGACGGUCGGGCCGGCAAGAACCCGAAAGGUUUAAUCGCUGCUGCAUUCGACCAACGCAAUCACGGAUCACGGAAAGUGGACGAUUUGCAUAACCAAGCUUGGAGAGAAGGAAAUGAAACGCAUGCACAAGACAUGUUUGGAUGCUUCCACGGCACUGCGACCGACACCUCACAACUCAUCAACCAUCUCGAAUCCUACAUCUUCACGGCCAAGGAUAGUCCCAAGAUCCAACAACACUUUGCCCUCGGUAUCUCGCUAGGUGGCCACGCAACCUGGCAUUGCUUGCUUGGUGAUCCCCGAAUCACUGCGGGCGUUGUCGGUAUCGGUUGUCCAGACUAUACGCGUUUGUUGACUGAUCGCGCGCGUUUAUCAAAGCGCAAGACAUACACGGAAACUACGCCACCCGGUAGCGCAUUCCUUGGUUCUCCAGACUUCCCACAGGCGCUACAGGACACGAUUGCGCAGUAUGAUCCUGCAGGUUUAUUGCUCCCCGGCAUGUUCAACCCUCUAGGGAAUGACACACUACCCGACCAAGCUCAGUUAUCCAGGAUGAAAGCGCUGAUGAAGGAAAGGCUUCAGGGCAAACGCAUCCUAAACCUCAGCGGGCAGGCAGAUAAGCUCGUUCCGUACGCUGCUGGUGAGCCUUUUUACAAGGUCUUCAAACAGAUACUAGCGGAAAACCCAAGCCUUGACAUUGUGUUUGAAGAUGUGCUAUUCGAGGGCGUAGGACAUGCCUUUCCGAAACCCAUGGCAGACAAAGCAGCAGAGUGGUUAUGUGAUAUUCUGGCUAAGGGUGAUGGACCUGUGUCAAGUAAGAUUUAG
Alternaria atra is the source of this 1056-nucleotide messenger RNA. RefSeq lists its product as uncharacterized. Bases 1 to 1056 code for a protein of 351 amino acids. Lineage: Eukaryota; Fungi; Ascomycota; Dothideomycetes; Pleosporales; Pleosporaceae. The transcript has a single exon. The record is from RefSeq and is a predicted model, not a curated record.